Molecule: messenger RNA, 1034 nt
Organism: Esox lucius (northern pike)
Lineage: Eukaryota; Metazoa; Chordata; Actinopteri; Esociformes; Esocidae
Gene: tomm20b
Product: translocase of outer mitochondrial membrane 20b
Biological process (GO): protein import into mitochondrial matrix; protein targeting; tRNA import into mitochondrion
Cellular component (GO): mitochondrial outer membrane; mitochondrial outer membrane translocase complex
Molecular function (GO): transmembrane protein transporter activity
Source: RefSeq, marked provisional
GCUGCGAGCUUGAGCCUGUGUGGGGUCAUGUACCAUCUCUGAUGUAAAUCAAAAUUUAAAUAAUCUCUUUAGUAACUCAGUAAUAUCAUAUAUUUCAGAAGUGAUGAUGGGCAGUAAAUCGAGCACGAUAGCCGCUGGUGUUUGCGGCGCUUUGUUUGUCGGCUACUGCAUCUACUUCGACAGGAAGAGACGGAGUGACCCCAACUUCAAGAACAGGCUGCGAGAACGGAGGAGAAAGCAGGCAGCUGCAAAAGAAGGGACAGGACUGUCAAAGCUUCCAGACCUCAAGGAUGCUGAAGCCGUCCAGAAGUUCUUCCUUGAGGAGAUUCAGCUGGGAGAGGAGCUGUUGGCUCAAGGAGACUACGAGAACGGUGUAGAGCACCUGACCAACGCCAUUGCGGUGUGCGGCCAGCCCCAGCAGCUGCUUCAGGUGCUGCAGCAGACCCUUCCGCCGCCAGUCUUCCAGAUGCUUCUCACCAAACUGCCCACCAUCAGCCAGCGCAUCGUGAGCGCACAAGGCAGCUUGAACGAAGAUGACUUGGAAUAACUAGUAACAUCGUUGGAAAUGUCCCCUCAGAACUUUCUUCUUCGGGAACCCUGCUAUAUAGAGUAGGGUGAAGUUGCCCCUAGAUGCUGAUCUUGGAUGGUUGGUUAGUAUUGGGAAUCUGAUCCUAGAUCAGUACCUAGGAGAACAUUUCAGAAUGGAUGUCCUUUAACCCUUAUCCUGACUCGUCUAGGAAAUUAGUUCUUUUUUUUACUCACCUUGUCCUUUUCUGGGGUUUUGAGGAUAUGUUCCUUCACUUCCGUCCAAAUUAAAGGGGGAAAUAAAACCAUUGUAUUACAAUUGGUCGGAUAACUUGACCAUACAUUAUUCUGCGCUAAUGGAAACCAAUUGAAGAGAAAACGCCUGUCAGAAAAUCUGAUUUUAUUGGAUUCACAUGUGGUUAGAAGUUUUUAAGUGAUGUCUUAUCUAACUGUUGUGGUUCUGUCCCUGAAAGGUUCAGCAAAAUAAAGUGGGUGUUUGAGCAUUUCCU